UUAAAAAGCAAGAUUGAUACUGAUACUGAUACUGAUAAUGUAAACAAGAGUUUGCCCGAUGAGUUAACCAAAAAAUUUCGAAAUUAUCAAUGAAAAAUGUGGCACACGGGUAUUGUUAGCAAAUGUAUCAUUCGUAUUCGAACAGCAACCGCAUUAUUCGUAUUCGCAUAGAAACCGCAUCAUUCGUAUUCGCAUAGCAACCGCAUCAUACGUAUUCGAAUAGCAACCCCAUCAUUCGUACUCGAAUAAACCGCAUCAUACGACAGAUGCGAGUAACGAACUGAAUUUGUGAGUACCGAAUCGGUACUUCGAGUCAACCGAUGUACCCGUUACUCGGUAACGAAUACAUGCGAUUUGCACCAGCUCUAGUCAACAACGAAUUCCAUUUUUUAUAUCGUGAUGAAGAAGUUUGUUUUCCUUGAAACUCAUUUUAUUCUAUAAAUUCCACGGGCAUAUUUUUUUAUGUUAGUGAUUGUUUUAAAAUUAUGAUGCGUGUUUUUAAUUAAAGCAUCAUGAAGUGUGAUUUAGACUUGUAAAUAUUCACAGCUAUAAAUGCCAAUUACUUUUUUAACGUAAGCAUUAACGGUUAUAUUAAAUCUAGAACUUCACAUGCACAAAAAUUCUUUUAUUCCUUAAAAUAAGAAAAGAAUUGCCCAGAAAGGAAUCUUGUGCAAAUUUUGUUAUUGUUUAUGUAUAUGGAAAGGAAAUUAACUUAAUUAUACAUAUGAAGAAAUGGAGCUGUGUAACGGUGAUUCAAACAUGCUCAUGCAAAAAUUAAUACUAGAUCAGAAACCAGUUAAAUGUGAUGAAUGUAGUGAAUUAUUUGCAGAUCAUUGCGAGUUAGAAACACAUAUGCUUGUGCACCCUGAAAAGAAGCUCUUUAAAUGUGAAACAUGUCUCAGAUCUUUUGCCAAUAACUAUCACUUUAGAAAACGUAUGCUUACCCAAGGUGAUGACAAACCACCUAAAUGUAUAUGCAACAAGUUAGUUCCUAAAAAGACUCUUGAUACGAAUAACAAUUUUUACAAAUGUAAUGUAUGCAACAAGUCGUUUCCAAAGAGGGACAACUUAACUAAACACAUGCGUAUCCACUCAGUUAAGAAACCACAUACAUGCGAUGUAUGUAAUAAAUCAUUUAAAUGGAGUCAUAGUUUAAAUAUACAUAUGCGCAUUCAUACAGAUAAGAGACCAUACGAUUGUAAUUUAUGCAGCAAGUCAUUUAAGCAGAUUGGUCAUUUCAAAAAUCACAUGCAUGUCCAUACUGGUGAGAAGGCAUAUAAUUGCAGUAUAUGUGGCAAGACAUUUGCAUUAAAUGGUGAUUUAAAUAAACAUAUGCUUUUUCAUAGUGGUGAAAGACCAUAUAAAUGUGAUGUAUGUCUUAAGUCAUUUAUACUAAAGAGUGCAUUAAUAAAGCAUUCUCGUAUCCACACAGGUGAAAAACCAUAUAAAUGUGACUUUUGUAGCAAGUCAUUUACACAAGGAAGUAACCUAAAGAGACAUGUGCGUAUUCAUACGGGUGAAAAACCAUACACAUGUCAUUUAUGCAGCAAAUCUUUUACGCAGAAAUUUCAACUAAGAAAACAUCUAAAUAAUAUGCAUAAUUGAAAAAGGUAUUAUGUAACAAUUCAAUGUAAUAGAUGCUUGACGUUUUUUUAUUAGCAUUCAGGAAAUCUUUUAUACAGAAAAUUCAACUAAGAAAAUAUCUGCAUAAUAUGCAUAAUUGAAAAAAGGAUUAUGUAACAAAGCAAUGUAAUAAAAGUUUGAUGUUAUUUACUACCAUUCAGUGAAACGAUUUUGAAUGUUAUAUGGAGCAGGUGAUUUGUGUAAUCUAGUGAAAAACUUGCACAUAUUCAUAGAAAGGAGAAAAAGAGUAAAUGUAGAUUAAUCUUUUAAGUAUGUAAUUGGUGACUGUAAUGUAAAGUUUAAGUAUGUAAUUUACAAAGUAUGUAAUUGGUGACUGUAAUAUAUAUUACGUAACAAUUUUUAAGCCAGUUUUCAAUAAAAUAUGGUAUGCUUUAAUAUUAAAACAUUUUAAAGCAAGCUGUGUCCAAUGAUCACUAAUGCCAAUCAUAUAACCUCAGAUGAAGGAUAACCUAAAUAUAGAUAUCAGGCCAUUUGCGAGACAGCUUAGUUUUUAUAUAUGUGUGUGAAUACAUUUAUACUAAGAUGUAUAUAAAUAAAUUGAAUAUUAAAUACAAUAUACAGGGUGUCCCAAAAUGACUGCAUAAACUCUGAACAGCUAGAUUCCUCGGGAGUACAUAAAAACUGCCCAAAGAAGCAUUCCUGUACGAUCCAUAGUUUACGAAAAACAAAGUAUGACAUCACUGCCGGUGCAAGAAAAAAACACUUUAUUGGACAUAUGAACAACAGUAUUGGCAUAUCUUUCCACACGAUAAUGUUUAAAACGUUCACCGUGCAUAUCGCGUCAUGCAAGUGCGUGCGCUGUGGAAUGACAUUAAGCCGCUGUUGAACUCGUAUUUAAAAGGCUACAUCUUGCAGCUACUGGUAGUCUUAAUAUGGUGGCCAUGUGUUCCGUUUGUGACUCCCGUGACAUGUACUUGAUGUACGGCCGAUGUAAUGGAAAUGCCUUACAAACUGCUGGGGAGUAUGCCCGUUGAUAUCUGUCCCGCCGUCCUCCUGAUGUCAACGUCAUCUGUAGGCUGGACGACAGACUACAAAAUACGGGAAGCGUCUUACCAACAGCCAAUCUUCGCGAUACUGGAAGACUGGGAAGUGGUCUGACGAUAGCACAGGCAGAUGCAAUACUGCAGCGGGUAGAAGAGACGCCCGUAAGCACAUGCACAUUAGCCAGUGAGAUGCUAUUGCACUGAAGAUGACCAGUGAGUAAAAGUACUGUGCACAGGCUUGCACGGUCUGAGAGGCUACACCCAUAUCGAUACACAACCAUGCAAGGUCAAACCAGAUGACUUUCAGAAAUGCGUGGCCUUCUGUGAAUGGCUGUUGCAGCAACAGAACACAGAUAAUGGUUUCAUUGCACAUAUCCUGUGGACAGAUGAAUCGUGUUUAACUCGUAAUGGGGUAUUCAACCGUCACAACAGCCAUAUGUGGUCCCAGGUCAAUCCGGCCGCAGGAACGUUGGUCUCUUAACGUGUGGGCCGGCAUAUUCGGCGAUCGCCUGCUUGGACUAUAUCUGUUGCCUGAAUGGCUCUCAGGACAGUCAUACUUAGUGUUUUUUAAAUGAGGUCUUAACCGAGUUCCUCGAUGACAUACCAUUAGCGGCAAUACAGGGACUUUAGUUCCAGCAUAAUGGGGCUCCGGUGCAUUUCUGUGCUCCUGUACAUGGUUGGCUGGAUAUGGAAUAUCUUGGCCGCUGGGGUCCGGUUCUAUGGCUCCACAUUCGCCAGAUCCUACACCGUUGCAUUUUUUCCUAUGGGGCCAUCUCAAGGAACUGGUGUAUCAAGACGUAGUGACAAUACCAAUGGCCUUAGUUGCUCGUCUGCUGCUGCUUGUACUUCGGUGGCCCUGCGAUGCUGCAACGUGUGAUGACAGCCAUUCCACGGCGUGCUCAAGCCUGCCUCGACAUGCACGGCAGAGACUUUAAACAUCUGUUUUAAAUUGCGCAUAUACUGCUGUUGAUAUGUUCAAUAAAGUGUUUUUUCUUGCA
Messenger RNA from Stegodyphus dumicola, 3625 nucleotides. RefSeq names its product zinc finger protein 271-like. The record is from RefSeq and is a predicted model, not a curated record. Lineage: Eukaryota; Metazoa; Arthropoda; Arachnida; Araneae; Eresidae.